CCUGGAAAAACUCAGCAGGUCUGGCAGCAUCGGUGGAGAAGAAAAGAGUUGACGUUUCGAGUCCUCAUGACCCUUCGACAGAACUUGUCUUCACACAGAGUUGUUGCAACAUGGAAUGCUUUGCCACAGAAAGUACUUGAAACAAAGGCCAUUGCAUCUUUCAGAGGAAAAUUGGAUAAGUAUUUGAAGCAGAGGAAGAUACAAGGCUAUGGAGAGAGAACUAAGCAGUGGGAUUUAUUUUGGAUUGUUGUAGCAAUGAGCCGGCACAGAAACGAUGGCCAGGAUAGCUGCCUUCUAUCCUGCGGAGCUAGGCUGUGUGUUGUGGCUCCUCCCAUCCCUGGGGAAAGCCAAAGAAAACUUGGACAGAUAAAAUAAAAUAAAGAAGAUCCUAGAGAGUGAAAGACAACAAGUGAAGUGAGGAUCUACUGAACAUGAGUGAUGACAAACCUUUUGUUUGUACCGCUCCUGGAUGCGGCCAGCGCUUCACGAAUGAGGAUCACUUGGCUGUUCACAAGCACAAACAUGAGAUGACAUUAAAGUUUGGUCCAGCACGUAAUGACAGUGUCAUAGUGGCUGACCAAACUCCAACUCCAACUCGUUUCCUUAAGAAUUGUGAAGAGGUAGGAUUAUUUAAUGAGCUGGCAAGUCCAUUUGAAAAUGAAUUUAAGAAGGCUUCAGAAGAUGACAUCAAAAAGAUGCCCUUGGACAUGUCACCACUUGCAUUACCAGCAGUUAGGACUAAAGUGGAGGAUAUGCCGAUUGUAGGAACAACUCAUCAGAAUAGUCCCUUGCCUCACCCAGAGUCAACCACCAAUGAUGAAAAGGAUGCCCCAUUACAACAGACAACACAAACUGUAUCAACUAUUCGUCCAGCAUCAUUGCAAGUCCCUAAUGUGCUACUUGCAAAUUCAGAAACUGGUGUUGUCAUACAACAGGCUUUGCCGUCUCCAACCUCUACUUCUGUCAUCACACAGACCCCACCAACAAACAGAAACAUAGUACCAGUAUCUGGUUCAGUUCCUCUCUUAUUACAGCUACCUAAUGGACAGACCAUGCCUGUCACUAUUCCUGCUUCAAUCACAACCCCAUCUGUCCGUAUUCAUACAACAGUUCCUAUAAUCAGACCUGUCACCAUGGUGCCUAAUAUCCCUGGAAUUCCAGGUCCUCCAGUCAGCAACAUUGAACCUCCCUCCCCACAACCUCUGCAGUCAGAAGCCAAACUGCGACUGAAGGCAGCUUUAACACAACAGCUCCCUCAGGUUACUAAUGGUAAUAAUACCAUUGGUCAAACAAGUGGUACAGUGAGGAUUCAGACAAAGGAAACUCAUCCACAAUCGCUGCAGCAGGCUGCAACUUCCACUACUCAACCAAUGGGCUCCCCAGGCCAGCCUACACAACAGAUUCAGAGCAGUGGUGGUAGAAGGAGGCGAGCAAUGAAUGAAGACCCAGAUGAAAAGAGACGGAAGUUUUUAGAGCGUAACCGAGCAGCUGCUUCAAGAUGUAGACAGAAGAGAAAAGUAUGGGUGCAGUCUCUUGAAAAAAAGGCAGAGGACCUCAGUUCAACAAAUGUGCAACUACAGAAUGAAGUCACCCUGCUGAGAAAUGAAGUGGCUCAGCUGAAGCAGCUACUUCUGGCUCAUAAAGAUUGCCCUGUAACAGCCAUGCAGAAGAAAUCUGGCUAUCACAAUGCAGAAAAGGAUGAGAGUUCUAUAGACAGUCCGCUACCUAGCAGCCCCCAAACCCAAGUCAUCCAACACAGUUCCAUCAGCACCUCAAAUGGUAUAAGUUCAACAGCAAUGGCAGAAGCUGUUGCUACUUCAGUCCUCACCCAGAUGGCAGACCAGAGUUCAGAGAUGAACCUACCCGUCCAAUCUCAUAUUACCAUUGCUCCUUCGUCUCAGUCUCAACCUUCAGGAAGUUGAUUAGAUAAUAUUUGCAUUACGUAAAUCCACAGAUAUUGUCUCAACAGUGACUGUAAAAUGGAAAUUUGGGAACUAGGAGGGCAAAUCUCCGAAAACAAAUUCUAUACUCCAAGUUUAGUUGCUUUUAUUAGUUGUAUUUCAGAUGUGGCAACAGCAGUGUAAGCAAAGUGAACACUUAACUUCAGCCUUGAAAGCAGAUCUUUUACUCAUUGUUCUCUGGUCCACAAUGCAUUUGGCAUUUUCUAUUUUCUAUAACUAAAACAAUAUUUAAGUGUUUUUUUCUGUCUGUCUUUAUGGCUGUGUGGUAGGGGACAAAAGAGUUUUUGUGAACAGUGGCAUGACUUUAAAAGGUCACUCUCCUGAGACUGUGAAAGAACUAUCAAACUUUAUUGAUACCAAAGCUCCACAUGGGCUAACUUGACCUGCACUACUGUUCACCUGGUCAUGAACUGCUAUCCAAAGGUCCAAGAAAAACCCAGCCUCCAAUCUAACAGGCAGGCGUAACAUUGGAGCAAGUGAAAUUUCCAGUGCUUCUCUUCAAACAGAUAUUUUAAAUUCUAAAAUAAGAUGCUAACAAAAACAUAUUAAUUGGUUCAACAAAAUCUAUUACCCAUCUAAAUGAGUAAUUAGUACUUUAUAAAUUCUUGGACCCUGAGCUGGCCGUGAAAGAGAUUUUGUUUUCAGACCCAACAAUGAAUUUAUUCUCUUUGCCUUUUCUAAUUUGCACAUUGUGAUGGAAAUGAAAGAUUGAAAGAAUGUUCAUUAUUGUUAGUAAUUUUGUUUAAUUAGUUUUUUAUGUCAUUUUUUUAAUAAGGUGUAGUCAAUACAUUAAGUCAUUUUUUUUAUCUUUUGCCUGAAAAGCUCAGCAACUAUGUUGGGUGUCAUGAUGAAUGAUGCAUAUAUUGGUGGUCUAUAGUUCAGACCAACAGUUCUGUGAAUGUUGCCUUUAAAUGUCACACUGACUUUUGGUGGAAUCCUAUUUAAAAUGAUUGUGUAUACAAAUAACGAAUAUUGAUGAUUAACAUUCCAUGUGCAGUUUGAUUGUUACUGAUGAGAUUGAUUGUAUAUUACCUUUCUUCUCAUCAAAACUUCUGUGAUAUAAUUGAUUUUCCUAAAUGUGCCAUCAACACUGUAGUGACUUCUUGGUCAUACUCAGAGAUAUAGUUUGAAACCAGAGAGCAGAAAAAACUACUAGAAUCUUAUGCAGUGACAUUGACAACACUGAUAUAAAGAAAAUAAAAAGUGGAAGAACCACGUAUUCGGACAACAGAUUACCAGUAGUUCAAAGAUGUCUUGAUAUGUGUAAAUAUGUUUAUUGAUAUGUGCACAUUGUGCUGCCACAAGGAGUUGCGUGUAGCAAAAUUAACAGGACAUGGAAUGUAAUUUCUCCAGUACAGCUUUACAGGUCUUCUAGUUUAUAAUUGUGUAAUUUGCCAGAUUAGAAAGUAGGAACUGAGAUGGGCUGUUUGAUAGAAUUGUUUGGGACCUUUGAAGGAAACUUCUCAGCAUAUAGUGGUAGAUUAAUACUUUGUGAUAGAUAUCAGUUACACUAUUCAACAGAAUCAAUUUCAUAAUCCUCGUUUUACAGACUGUAUCUGUAGACAAAAAUUGUGUCUUUAUCUUCCUGAUUGCAAGCUUCCAUUUCUACAGAGGUAGCUUGAGGUGUACUCUUCCUCUUUGUGCAAUUUGCAUGAGUAAGUUCUCUGAGAGAAUAAAUAAUUUAUCUAAGAAGAACAUGUCAAUAAACUGUUUUUAAGUGCU
Molecule: messenger RNA, 3683 nt
Organism: Carcharodon carcharias (great white shark)
Lineage: Eukaryota; Metazoa; Chordata; Chondrichthyes; Lamniformes; Lamnidae
Gene: atf2
Product: activating transcription factor 2
Exons: 12
Coding region: 432-1922 (496 amino acids)
Biological process (GO): regulation of transcription by RNA polymerase II
Molecular function (GO): DNA-binding transcription factor activity, RNA polymerase II-specific; cAMP response element binding
Source: RefSeq, a predicted model, not a curated record